Rotaria sp. Silwood2 is the source of this 354-nucleotide messenger RNA. The record is from the annotation of a GenBank genome assembly. Lineage: Eukaryota; Metazoa; Rotifera; Eurotatoria; Philodinida; Philodinidae.
AUGGUUGAAUUUUUUUUUCUGGAUUAUUAUUUUUUAAAUAAUAUAUUUUAUUUUAUUGGAAAACGGCAUUUAAGUCAUCGAAUAACACGAAAACCACCACAAAUGACAUUAACAACUACUGUAACAGUUGCUGUUGCGCAAGAAGUUUUACUUUCUGUUCCUUUAAAUGAUUAUAAUAAUAUUUCAAAUCAAUCUGAAAUAGCAAUGGUAACAAGUCCAUUAUCAGAAGAAGUUGUACAAACCCGACGAACAACAGUAUCAGAAGAAGAAGCACCAAAAGAUGUAGAAAAUAUUGAAAAUGUUAAUGAAACAACAUUGGAAAAUGAAGAAAAAGAAUUAGCUUAUGGCAUUUAA